Molecule: messenger RNA, 7244 nt
Organism: Columba livia (rock pigeon)
Lineage: Eukaryota; Metazoa; Chordata; Aves; Columbiformes; Columbidae
Gene: QRICH1
Product: glutamine rich 1
Exons: 11
Coding region: 207-2522 (771 amino acids)
Source: RefSeq, a predicted model, not a curated record
GAGCCAUGCGCUGAUUGGCUGCGGGGGGUUGAAUGUAAGAUGGCGCCCAGGGAGCUGUGAGGGGAAAAGACUCGGGGCCGAGGCGGCGGCGGCGGCGCGAGGCGACGGCGGCAGCGGGGCCGGGAACGUUACAAGUCUAAGAGCUCAGGACAAGAGCAGCAGAAAUACAUGCAACAUGGUGACUGGAACCCUGAGGAACUUGCAAUAUGAAUAAUUCUCUGGAGAACACCAUUUCCUUUGAAGAAUACAUCCGUGUGAAGGCACGAACAAUCCCUCAGCACAGGAUGAAGGAGUUUCUGGACUCCCUUGCUUCCAAGGGGCCGGAAGCUCUGCAGGAGUUUCAGCAGACAGCCACCACCACGAUGGUGUAUCAGCAGGGUGGCAACUGCAUUUACACGGACAGCACAGAGGUGGCUGGGUCUUUGCUUGAACUUGCUUGUCCCGUGACAACCAGUGUCCAGCAGCAAACUCAGCCAGAGCAGCAGAUACAGGUUCAGCAACCCCAGCAAGUCCAGGUUCAGGUCCAGGUCCAGCAGUCCCCACAGCAGGUGUCCGCCCAGCAGCUCUCUCCACAGCUCACGGUCCAUCAGGCUUCAGAGCAACCGAUACAAGUCCAAGUGCAGAUCCAAGGCCAGGCGCAGCAGCAGGCGUCCCAGACAAUACAGAGUCAAUCUCUGCAGAGCCCCAGCCCGUCGCAGCUGCAGGCAGCUCAGAUCCAAGUGCAGCAUGUGCAGACUGCCCAGCAGAUCCAGGCUGCAGAAAUCCAGGAGGAACACAUACAACACCAGCAGAUCCAGGCCCAGCUUGUGGCAGGACAGGCCAUUACUGGUGGCCAGCAGAUACAGAUCCAAACAGUUGGGGCACUGUCACCUCCCCCUUGUCAACAGGGCUCUCCGCGAGAGGGAGAGCGGCGUAUCAGCACUGCUAGUGUCCUUCAGCCAGUGAAGAAACGCAAAGUGGAUAUGCCUAUUACUGUAUCGUAUGCUAUUUCAGGGCAGCCAGUUGCCACAGUACUGGCCAUUCCUCAGGGCCAGCAGCAAAGUUAUGUCUCUUUGAGGCCAGACUUAUUAACAGUGGACAGUGCCCACCUGUACAGUGCCACUGGGACCAUUACUAGCCCCACUGGAGAGACCUGGACCAUCCCUGUUUACUCUGCUCAGCCACGUGGUGACCUUCAGCAGCAAAACAUAACCCACAUCGCCAUCCCACAGGAGGCCUACAAUGCCGUCCACGUCAGUGGCUCGCCAACGACGCUGGCUACUGUGAAGCUGGAAGACGACAAGGAUAAGAUGGUGGGAAGUACUUCAGUAGUGAAGAACUCUCAUGAGGAAGUGGUGCAGACUCUUGCUAAUUCGCUCUUUCCAGCGCAGUUCAUGAAUGGCAACAUCCACAUUCCAGUGGCGGUGCAGGCUGUGGCAGGGACGUACCAGAACACUGCGCAGACGGUGCACAUAUGGGACCCGCAGCAGCAGCAGCAACAGCCCACACCCCAAGAGCAGGGGCAGCAGCAGCAGCAGCUACAAGUCACUUGCUCAGCUCAAACUGUUCAGGUUGCUGAAGUUGAACCACAGCCACAGACUUCACCUGAACUUCUACUUCCAAACUCUCUGAAGCCAGAAGAGGGACUUGAAGUGUGGAAAAGCUGGGCACAGACCAAGAAUGCAGAGCUGGAAAAAGAAGCCCAAAAUAGGCUAGCACCCAUUGGAAGGCGUCAGCUGCUGAGGUUCCAGGAAGAUCUCAUCUCUUCAGCAGUGGCUGAGCUGAAUUAUGGUCUGUGCUUAAUGACACGAGAAGCUCGAAAUGGUGAUGGUGAACCCUAUGAUCCAGAUGUGCUCUACUAUAUCUUCUUGUGUAUUCAGAAGUAUCUCUUUGAAAAUGGCCGAGUAGAUGACAUCUUCUCAGAUCUCUACUAUAUUCGGUUCACCGAAUGGCUGCAUGAAGUUCUCAAGGACGUACAGCCCCGCGUUUCCCCUCUUGGUUAUGUCCUCUCCAGUCAUGUAACAGAAGAGAUGCUGUGGGAGUGUAAGCAGUUAGGAGCUCACUCCCCUUCCACCUUGCUCACUACACUGAUGUUUUUUAAUACAAAAUACUUCCUGUUGAAAACAGUAGACCAGCACAUGAAACUGGCCUUCUCCAAGGUGUUGAGGCAGACCAAGAAGAACCCUUCUAAUCCCAAGGAUAAAAGCACGAGUAUCCGCUAUUUGAAGGCUUCUGGCGUUCACCAGACAGGACAGAAAGUUACAGAUGACAUGUAUGCAGAGCAGACUGAGAACCCAGAGAACCCCCUGAGGUGUCCGAUAAAGCUGUAUGACUUCUACCUCUUCAAAUGCCCCCAGAGUGUGAAAGGCCGGAAUGACACGUUUUACUUGACCCCGGAGCCGGUGGUGGCCCCCAACAGCCCUAUCUGGUAUUCCAUCCAGCCGAUCAGCAGAGAGCAGAUGGAGCAGAUGCUCACCCGGAUCCUGGUGAUACGAGAGAUUCAGGAAGCUCUUGCCGUGGCUAACGCCAGCUCCAUGCACUAAGGCAUCCUCCUUGGCUCAGAAGGGGUGGGGCGGGGUGACAGGGGAGGGACAAGCAAAGAUAAAUUGUACAGACUUUUACACUAAAGGAUAUGCCUAAGUUUUUGGUUUUUUUAUUGGUGUAGUUAUGAAGCCCUUUUAGGCUUCUUCUCUUUAAAAGAAUCUAAAGGAAAAACCUACCCAUUGUGUAUCCUACCCAACACACCAAACUGUUGGAACCAUUGGAGGCUGCAUAUCCCCUGCAAGCUGGGAGCUGUGGAAAGCUGCUGGUUGACUCUGGCUUUUUUUUAUGAUGUAGAAAACAUGAACUACAGGAUUGGCCUGGAUGGCUGGGGCCUCUGUCUCCUUGGAGAACGUGCAGCCUAGAGGGCACAGGAUGAUGGAUGGACCUGCUCAGCCAGUGGAGGAGAGGCAGGCAUCUUCUUUUCUUGUGCUUGGACAUUAAUUUGCUGUUAUCUUGGAAGGAAGAGGAGAGAGUGAACUGCAAUUGUGAUUUAUACAAAAAAAAAAAAAAAAAGACAAACACCACAAGCCAACAAUUUCUAUUCAGACCUUUAAGUGACAUUUUUAGAUGUUAAAAGUACAAACUUUACCACACUCUUCUUUUUUGGCCUAACAUUGAGGCCUUACACCUUGAGGCUCCUGUGCCUGAUGGAAUUCUUGUAACAUACACUUGUGUAUCAUAUAAAGGUACCACCCUGUUUCUCUUAUGUAUUCUUACUCUAGUUGUUUAUUAAGAAUGACGAGCACGUCUUUUCAACAUGCCAUUGAACAAUGUGUCUUUAUUUGGGGAAGAGUGAGCUGUGAGGGUGGGGGGGGUCAUUAUACAAAGAUCAGUAUGCAAACUGGUUGUUUUCAUCCCUGUUUGUGCUUUCCAGCUCUGCUCUGCUGGACUUCUUUCACCCUUACAAAUUAGGAAGGUAGAAGGGGAUUAACUUCUGUUGAAGGACCUGACUGUCUGCUUGCUGAUGGAAGCUCGGUCUCAGGCGAGGAACAUGGGAUCUGUGAGACCAGAUCAGACUGUCCUGACGUUCUGUGGCCAGCCCAUGAGGCUUCACCCCCAGGCAAAUCCCCCUCUCCCCACCUUUACAAACGCAUCACACCAACCGCAGGAUGAAGGGGUGUCAGAGGGAAAAGGCCUUCCAGGAGCAGUACAUGGCUUACUCCUGUCACUUAACAGCCUUUUCACAGUUUUAAACACAGCUGUGUAGCUUCUGACAUCGUUCAUGAUCAUAAACCCCAGCCCAGUAGCCUUGCCUUGCUGCAUCUUAAAUGGUUGCUGUAUUUUAUAUCAUUAACGAAUAGUCUGCUCUUUUGAAGCCAGCGGGUAACCAACUGUGCUUGAAAUGGGAGAUCACUCUAGCCAGGCUUGUUAUUUGUGCCACCAGCUUCUUGGAUGUGGAGAGAUGACUCUGCUUCUUGAACUUGUCUUCCCUGCUUCUCCAUGUCACGCCCCUUCCCUGUUCCAAAAUAUAGAGGUAUAUAUAUUCAACCAUAUAUUACAGUAAAAGAGCUUAAACUUGUGUACAGGCGAGAAAUUUUUCUGAAGCUUCUGUUGACCAGCACCUGUCUGUAGUGAGAAGGAAGGUCUGCCCUCUCUGUUGGUUGUGCGCAGUGUAAAUGAUGAAUAGCUAUAAUGUUUUCCACCUUCGUGCUCCUGAGCAGUGUUGAGGUGCGUGGGCCUCUGAUAAUUCAUAUCGAUGUUGGUGUUCAGGAGAAGGCAGCUGUGCUUGAGCUGGGUGUUAAUAUGAGCAGUUUGUUCCCUGCAUAGGACUCUGUGCUCGGAUAACUGCAGAGAGAUGGAGUAGCAAUGUGCUGUUUGCUAAUACCUGUACUCUAAAGUUGAUUCUUAGCUCAGUGUCUGCCCUCAGAGUUAUGCCAGGGAAAAAACAGCCUGGAGUUGGUGCCCAGAUCCCGGGGUAAGUUCAGAGGACAGUGCCUGGUGAUGUGUAGCGCUGGUGACAUGUUUCCUCAGGCAAGUUCAGCUGUUGGAAGGAAGCCUAUAGUCCCUUUACCAUAUAUUAGUGACUGGAAUGUCAGUGUCUGGCCCUAAUUUAAGGAUGUGUUUGGGGCAAGCUCCUGCUGUUUCAAGCAGCUGGGUGCGCUUGUUGCUCAGGGUGCACAACAGGCCUGCACAGAGUAGAUUUCCUGUUCUCUUGGGUAGUUUGCAAAGAUGCGAGAGAAACUGCAGACACCUGUGUGCUCUGCAGUGCUGUGUGGGAAGCUGGCUCCAGCAUCGCCUCAGCAUGAGCUGGCUGCUUUGCCUGUCCCCCUUGGAAGUGCAGCGGGUGUUGAAGUCAUCUGCCAGAUACCCAGUGUACAAGUCUCUUCAACUGGUGGCUUGGGGAGUCACCCCGUACUGCAAAAAUUGACAGAAGCUGGAAUAACAUGACAGAAUAUUAGGGCAGUGCCAGGUUAGGGAUGUGCAGAUGCUUCAGCCGAGCUUUCUCGGAAAACAGAAUUCCAUGUUACCUUAAAAUUCUAGAUUGCACACUUUCCUUACAACCCUUAACCGCAAGAUGGUAUAAAAUCUUUGUAGGGGAAAGAGUUCUUGACCUUGGAGUACAGAGCUUCAGAGUGGGGGAACCUGGCACAUGGUGAACUGUGGAGAUCUCCUCAUGAUUGAUUUUUGUCCCGACAGACUGAAGCGUUUCCAUUAUUUUCUCAUUGUUUGGAUGUGCACAGGAGAGGGAUUUGCUGACACAGAAGUGGACGGCCCUACCGUUCUGUACUGUCUCAUCAGAAUGUCCACUGUGUUAACUUCAUUCCCUGUUUUUAGAGACAAUCGAUAUACUGUGACUUAAGGAUUAUUUUUCUGGACCUGGCUUCUAGUCUGGCUCUCUGGAGCUAGUUUAAAAGGUACAGUAUUUCUAGGGUAUAAAUACUAUGUUCUUUGAUAGUGAAGAACACGAUCUGCUCCCUUUUAGGGGCUCAUAGGAAGGCAUGCACAGAAGAGUGCUAUGGCUUAGGGUUGCUAUCCAAGUUCUGGGAAAUGUUCCUAGUCAAACAUGUAAAAUAGCUUUUUAACACUUUCCUAUAACCAGCUUGACUGCUGCUUAAAGGGCAUUUCCUUCGGCUCCGAGAGUGCCAAACCGCUAGCUCUUGUACCUGUGUAUAUAUUAAAGGAGAAAUGUCCAUGCCCUAUGCCAUGUAUGAGACAGGCUGAAAUUGCAUUGAUCUCUAAAUAAAUAAAGCUGAGAACAGGCAAGCUAGAGACCCUGCGUUGUUGGUUUCAAACUAUGCCCAUCUUGUCUCUGUGGUAUGAAAGGAACCACAGAAAGCAGAGCAUGACUGACAAUGGUAAAGCCCCUCACAUUCUGACGUGACACUCGUGUACUGUCUCUUGACACUAACAGCAUUGCUUCCUUAAGGAAUCUUGUAGCCUCUCACACACUUGUCUGCAUAACCAUUAGAUUUCCAUUUACUUUCAAGAGUUCAAGCAUUUCUUGUAAGUGGUGCUGGCUGGAGCAGCCCAGAGAGCGGCUCUUCACUCCUGUCUAGAGUGGUGAGUAAAGGGAACAGUCUAAGUAACUUAGCAGGGCUCUCAUCUGUCAGGUGCUUCACCCCUGGAGAUCUGGGUUUUAGAUGGGAGACAAGGUCUGAAGUAGUUCCUGAACUGUUCUGCCUUGGAGCAAUGAAAAGAGACUUAAUCUGAUCCCUAAAUAAGAAUCUUCUUCUGCACCAUUGAUCCUUGGGCAGAAAUUAAGCCAGUCUGGUUCUUGGCUGCACCGGGGCUGCUCUCUGCCUUGGUGUACGCAGAAUGGCUUGGGCCAUCUUCAGCCUCCCGUGCUGCUGUAAGAACAGAUGCAAAAGCGGUAGAAAAGAGCUGACGUUCUCAUUGCUCAUCCUCUUGCUGGUCGCUGACUGACUCUGCACAGUCCAACUAAACUGCGUUCUCAUCCAAGUUUAAUAGUGACUUACUUGCAAUUAGUGUUUGGACUUGUAAAUCACUGUUAAAGUGGGAUAUAAACUGUCUUCCACCAUAGAUGGGGCUUUUCUCCCAAUCUUCUUGCUGGGGCUGCUCCUCCCAAGUACUACAGAGACUGUACCUUAUCCUGAUGUUUCAGCCUGUUCCAUUUCACUGGUGCCAAUGCAUAGGAAAGAGCUCUUGUCUGCUUGAGCAUCUUCCUACCUUAGGGAGCAUCUCAAAUCUUCUUCCAGAAGUCUCACUGACCUGCUGCCCCACAAUCUCUGGGGUGAUUGCUGUGACCCCUACUUCUCAGUUCCCUUCAUUGUGCAGCUGCAGCUCAGCUCUCAGCGCUGUGGUCGCUUUCCCUAUGUAACCUUGUGCAUGGCAGCUGUGUUUGCCGGCUUCUCUGUUCUUGUUUGAGUUCACCAGAAUGGGGAGGCAGAUCGAACUCACUCACAGCAGCAAUAAACCGCACCUAGAACUUGAGAGGGAACUGCAGGAGAGAACAAGGUGGAGGGGAUGUCUUGGAAAGGCAGGGUCCUGUUGCAGCCCAGAGCCUCGCUUGAUCAUGAGUGUGCAGCCUAUAUGCAAAAUACGUCUUGUCUGUCCCUCCCGUGUUGACCCUGGUCUAAACAGCACAUGUGAUUGGCAUCCUGCAAAGUGACCUUCAGAACUCUCCAGUAGCUUUGCCCCGUGAGUAACUCACACUACAAAUCAUUUUAAAGAGAUGCACUCAACUAUUUUUUUAAUUUAAUUUUACUCUUAUAUUCUCUGCUCUUUGUAAUCUGCUUGGAAAUAAAAUGUUUUUCCCUGCA